Molecule: messenger RNA, 558 nt
Organism: Vigna angularis (adzuki bean)
Lineage: Eukaryota; Viridiplantae; Streptophyta; Magnoliopsida; Fabales; Fabaceae
Product: protein PLANT CADMIUM RESISTANCE 9-like
Exons: 4
Coding region: 4-447 (147 amino acids)
Source: RefSeq, a predicted model, not a curated record
AAUAUGGCUUCAAACCCAGAAACAUUGGAGCCACAUGGGAAACUACCAACCAAGGGACAAUGGACCACUGGACUCUAUGAUUGUUGGGAAGAUCCCUCUCAUUGUUGCUUCACAUGGUUUUGUCCAUGCAUCACCUUUGGGCAGAUUGCAGAGAUAGUCGAUGGAGGGACAAUACCAAAAAGUGCAGCGUGCUGCAUUUACACGCAUGGGAUGUCAUGGCUAAAUGGUGCGAUUUACAGAUCAAAAUUGAGAAGACUCUUCUCACUGCCUGAAGAACCUUAUUCUGAUUCAUUUGUUCAUUGUUGCUGCUGCGUUUGUUCCCUCACCCAAGAAUUCAGAGAACUCAUAAACCGUGGAAUUAAUCCUUCUCUUGGUUGGGAAGGUAAUGUUGAGAAGUGGAAGAGGGAGGGUGUAGAACCUCCAAUUGUUCCCACUAUGUCUCGUUGAUGAGAAGACUCACCAACCAAUUGUUAUCACCUCCUUGUGAAGUUGGAUUGUUGUGGGUUGUAUCUAUGACUUGAACGUAUUUACGUGUGUUUUUAUGAUUGAUAUAGCAAA